Miniopterus natalensis is the source of this 1556-nucleotide messenger RNA. NCBI's taxonomy places the organism in Eukaryota, Metazoa, Chordata, Mammalia, Chiroptera, Miniopteridae. The record is from RefSeq and is a predicted model, not a curated record.
UGUGGCACCAGCGAAAAGUAGAUACAGUUUUGCGACCGCAACAAGGUUCUGAGGUGUCGGGCGAACCCAGCAGACCGGGACCUUCUGGGUGUCUUUCCUGAGGGAAACGUGACCAAGAUGUGGAAUAGUAAUGCAGGUGGAUUUGAAAGCUAUGGCAGCUCCACCUUUGGGGGAGCCGGUGGCUACACACAGUCCCCUGGGGGCUUUGGAUCGCCGGCACCUUCUCAGGCUGAAAGGAAAUCAAGAGCCCGAGCCCAGCACAUUGUACCUUGUACCAUAUCUCAGCUGCUCUCUGCCACUCUGGUUGAUGAAGUUUUCAGAAUUGGGAAUGUUGAGAUUUCACAGGUCACUAUUGUGGGGAUAAUCAGACAUGCAGAGAAGGCCCCAACCAACAUUGUUUACAAAAUAGAUGACAUGACAGCUGCACCCAUGGACGUUCGCCAGUGGGUUGACACAGAUGAUGCCAGUGGUGAAAACACUGUGGUUCCUCCAGAAACAUAUGUGAAAGUGGCUGGCCAUCUGAGAUCUUUUCAGAACAAAAAAAGCCUAGUAGCCUUUAAGAUCAUGCCCCUGGAGGAUAUGAAUGAGUUUACCGCACAUAUUCUGGAGGUGGUGAAUGCACACAUGAUGCUGACCAAAGCUAACAGCCAGCCUUCAGCAGCGAGAGCACCUAUCAGCAAUCCAGGAAUGAGUGAAGCAGGGAACUUUGGUGGGAAUAGCUUCAUACCGACAAAUGGCCUCACAGUGGCCCAGAACCAGGUGCUGAAUUUGAUUAAGGCUUGCCCAAGACCUGAAGGAUUGAACUUUCACGAUCUCAAGAACCAGCUUCAACACAUGUCUGUAGCCUCAAUCAAGCAAGCUGUGGAUUUUCUAAGCAACGAGGGGCACAUCUAUUCCACUGUGGAUGAUGAUCAUUUUAAAUCCACAGAUGCAGAAUAACUGGAUCUAAUUGGAUACCCAACAUAUUUUCCAGUUGGACCUAUUUUCACAAUCUGUUGGUUCCAGCUGUGCAUAUGUUUUGACUAGUUGACUUCUAGAAAGUAGGUUUCAUCUAUAAAAAGCCUCAGUCGACAUUCUUUUGAAACUUACUGUUCUGUUUUUUCGAAGCUCAAAGGGAGAUAGGCAACUGACAGAGAUAUGAACCAAAGUGGAAUUUCUUAGUUACAAAUUAGGUAGUUAUAAUAACAUUUGGAUAGGUGGAAGUGGAAGAGGGAUGCUACCAAGAGAGUUGGGCAGUAUUACUUAAGUAAUACUCGGGAGUCUCUAUUCCUAAAAUAUUGCCUGUUGAGAAAAGAUGAGUAUGACUAGGGCCUGUCAGCAGAGAGAGAGCCAGGAAACCUGCUCACUUCUCCCUGGUUGUGUUCCCCAUUUUGGUUACGUGGUGGUACUUUCAGAGUUGCACUUCAACUUGUUGUGACUGCUGCCAAAUGUAUUUUUAAACAUGAGGUUCUAGAGUGGUGGCCUCGUAUGGCAGAGGAGGGGAGGCAAUGUUACCAUGUUUUGUACAAAAUAAGUACGUCCAUAUGUUUAAUAAAAUAGUUAUAUUAUUGUAGUAA